AUGAAGUUGAAAAAUCCUUUGCAUGGCGUGGUGUGGAAGUUGUUAAUGGUGAACGCCUUAUCAUGUGGUCUGGAGGCCUGCAUGGCUGCAGGAACUGUGUACAUCCCACCUCUAUUGCUGCAAGCCGGCAUGGAGGAACGCUACAUGACUAUGGUCCUGGCGGUGGGCCCAGUUCUGGGUUUGAUCUUUGUACCCAUGAUUGGCUCAGCUAGCGAUUCGCUGCAAAGCCAUUUUGGUCGACGCCGGCCGUUUAUCUGGAUGCUCAGCCUGGGAGUUGUACUAAGCCUGCAAAUCAUACCACAGGCCUGGCACCUAGCUGUGCUGAUGUCCCCACAGCACCCAUACUGGCUGGAAGCUGCCCUGCAGGCCGGAGCCGUGUGUCUGAUGGACUUCUGCGGACAUGCCUGUCUGACUCUUGUGGUGGCACUGCUGUCAGACCUGUUCCCCGCAGAGGAGGAGAACCGCAGAGCAUUCUCAGUUAACUCCCUGAUGACUAGCCUGGGGGGAUGCCUGGGGUUCUUCCUCCCUGCCGUGGACUGGAGUCAAGCACCCAUAGCAUCAUACCUGGGUGGACAGGAGGCCUUUGUCUGCACACUGCUAACAUUCCUAUUCAUCUGCUGCCUCAUCACCACUGUCUUUAUCCCAGAGGAGGCACAAACCAGAGGAGGAGAGAGGAAGCUUGUCACCCAUAACCCUUUGAGAAGAUGGAUCACCAGAUACUGCCCUCGCUCCUGUCUGCCCCAGCCUCAGUGUGUCCUUGUUGCCCUGGGCAGAUGUGUAUCAGCAUAUGUGUCGGUGUUACCUCGUGUGUAUGCAGAGUGUGUGUGUGUGCCAGCGGUCAUAUGGAGACUGUUUGUGGCGGAGACCUGUAGCUGGAUGGCGCUCAUGAGUGUCAUGUUCUUCUUUGCUGACUUUAUGGGGGAGGCCCUGUACCAGGGAGUGCCGAGUGCAGAGCCACAGUCACAGGAAAGAAGACGCUAUGAUGAAGGUGUGCGUAUGGCCAGUAUGGGUCUCUUUCUGCAGAAUGUUGUGUCAAUGCUGUGCUCCGUGCUUAUGGACUUCUGGGUUGCUCUGCUGGGAGCCAGGGUGGUGUACAUCAGCGGUGUAGCUCUGUUGGUGUUUGCCACCACCGUCAUGAGUGUCUCAGAAAGUGUGAUAACGGUCACUGUGAUGGCGGCUGUGACAGGAUACACACUCUGCGUUCUUCAGGUCCUGCCAUACACCCUGCUGUGUCUCUAUCACUCAAAUACACAAGCUUUUUUCACUUCAUCCAAGCCCAGAGUUCCUCCGCUCAGCGAAAGUGAUGGCGCAGUCACUCCUUAUGCUCAAGGCCACACAGGGGGACUGACUGGACUGUCUUUACCCAGGGCAGAGCCCUCUGUCGGAUCACCUCAUGUUUCACUGUUUGUUAGUGGGGCUGACAGAGGUGACACAAACUGCACACCAGUCUCGCAGAGGGGGAUAUGUUUUGACAUGGCAAUACUGGAUAGCGCCUACCUGCUCUCACAGGUGCUGCCAGCAAUGUGCCUUGGGUCGAUAGUGCAGCUGGCUAACAGUGUGAGGGCGUACAUGGCCUCCGCCUGCUGCUUCAGCCUGCUAGCUUUUCUCUGCUCUACCAGGGUUGUCUACAGCCACAAUGACCUCCAACGCUGA
Molecule: messenger RNA, 1653 nt
Organism: Chelmon rostratus (copperband butterflyfish)
Lineage: Eukaryota; Metazoa; Chordata; Actinopteri; Chaetodontiformes; Chaetodontidae
Product: solute carrier family 45 member 3
Exons: 7
Coding region: 1-1653 (550 amino acids)
Biological process (GO): transmembrane transport
Cellular component (GO): membrane
Molecular function (GO): sucrose:proton symporter activity
Source: RefSeq, a predicted model, not a curated record